AUGAGACAUCAUCCGGUUCUACUGUGUCUCCUGGUGAUUCUCCUCGCUGGGCAUGGACUCCUCGGUCCAGCACCCAAGGGUCACCCCAAAAUAAACAAGACCAAGUCGGUCGAGAAGGCUCUCAUUCGUAUGUUAAUUGAGCGGUAUCGCCGUUACGGAGUGAUUGGACGGCCUGUGAGUGACAGCAAGACAGUCCUCAAGGUCAGGUAUGGGCUGCAGCUCAUUCAAAUCCUCGAUUUGGAUGAAAACAAGCAAAUUCUGCAUACAAACUGCUGGUCUAUGUAUAAAUGGAACGAUUCACUUCUUCAGUGGAACCCGGCUGAACAUGGAAAUGUCACGGAAGUUCGAAUCUUUCCUUCGCAAGUCUGGACUCCGGACAUUCAGCUCUUUAACUUUGCCGACGAACGUAUUCAGGAGCACCGAAUUGCCCGAGUCGUCGUUCACAGCGACGGCAGCAUUCUCUGGGUUCCACAAGCUCUCUUUAAAAGCACCUGCCAGGUUGAAAUCACCUACUUUCCUUUCGACACUCAGAUAUGCACAUUAGAGUUUGGUUCGUGGACAUAUGAUCGGACGCAGUUGGAGUUGGACUGGUGGGUCAGUUCGUCGUCACCCAUCCCGAUGGCCUACGUGGACUUUGUGGACUACGUGCCCAGUAACGAGUGGAGGACCGACGGCGAGGAGGAGAAAGACAUUGUGCACACCAACCGCACCAAACAGCUGAAGGUGAGUCAAAAUUGGAUCUCACAGACCCAAUUACCCUUAGACUUCGUGCUAGAGGAGUCGGUAAAGGCCCAAACUCAAUUCGAAAUAAAGGCAUACAAGAGGUAUCAGGAGAGGAACCAGACAGAUGGGGAUGUAGUCACUACGAAGCAGUACACCGUCCUCUGCUACCGCGUGCGUCUGCACCGCAAUCCCAGCUUCUACAUCUUCAUCCUCGUUGUGCCCUGCAUCCUUCUCUCCUCCCUCACAAUCGUUGUCUUUUGGCUUCCACCCGAAUCUCCGGCCAAAAUGAUGCUAGGAAUGAACAUAUUCGUCACAUUUUUCCUACUUCUCCUUGUGUUGGCCGGUCAGACGCCGAAUGCUGUCAAGGAAUUCCCGCUGAUAGGUGCCUACUUCUGUCUCAACAUGAUUAUGAUUACACUAUCGACGUUUCUUGCCACACUCGUCAUUCACUUUCACUACCGAGGUGCUCGCAAUGGUCCACUUCCAGCCAUUCUUCAUCGCAUAGUAAUCGAGGGAAUGGGUCGCCUUAUGAUGGUGCGGCAGAGCAUUCCGCUGCCGGAAGAGAAAAAGACACUAAGUCACGUAGUGACACGCACGGGGGCGGGUGGCUUGAGCGGACGCAGCUCUCGACGCCGCAAGGUCCGCGUGCCUGAGCUACCCUCUAACAAGUUCCUCGAGGACGAUGACGAUGAUGACGACCACAUUAUCAACACCAACACCACAACUAACAACGAGUCGCCACGGUGUCCGCCCUUCGGGCCAACAACAAACUGCAUAGAUGGAGGAGGAGGUUGGAAAAACCAAAUGUCCGGAGCUGGUAAUCGGGCCGCUUACAGUGUCUCAGGGGCGCAUGCAACCUGUCCAGGCUGCAUGGGGCUGGGCGAUUCAGUGGAAGACCUCUCACGGCGCAGCGGAGGCACAUCCGGCCCGCUUGAUUGGCAAGCCUCGGCGACAGAGCCACUGCGAGGGGAGCCAGCGGCAAACUUGGACUCCGAGGACUCACCAAUAAUGCUGAGCUCGAGCACCAGUCUAGAGCGCGACGUGCGCGAGUUGAAGCACUACGUUCGAAUGUUCGUUACUCGACAGAAGGAGGGCGCGCGCAAGAACGCCAUCGCGAUGGAAUGGCGCACCAUGGCACUGGUGCUUGACCGUCUCUUCUUCUUUGUCUACAUCGCCACUAUCGGUAUCACUGUGGUCACCUCCCUGCCCCGCUCCAAACGCCUCGAAGGCUCCAACUAA
Echinococcus granulosus is the source of this 1962-nucleotide messenger RNA. RefSeq names its product Neuronal acetylcholine receptor subunit beta-3. The transcript has 11 exons. Gene Ontology annotation, molecular function: transmembrane signaling receptor activity; acetylcholine-gated monoatomic cation-selective channel activity. The record is from RefSeq and is a predicted model, not a curated record. The coding region runs from base 1 to 1962 and encodes 653 amino acids. NCBI's taxonomy places the organism in Eukaryota, Metazoa, Platyhelminthes, Cestoda, Cyclophyllidea, Taeniidae. Gene Ontology annotation, biological process: chemical synaptic transmission; monoatomic ion transmembrane transport; regulation of membrane potential. Gene Ontology annotation, cellular component: synapse; postsynaptic membrane; neuron projection.